CAAUUCUUAUAAUUUAUAUUCUAGAUUUUUUUCCCCAAAAAGAGGAAAAAAUCAAGCCAAAAUAGCCCAAAUCGGAGGCCCAUAUCUAUCGGCCCAUCUACUCUAUUCUACCUCUAUGUAGGCGCCAUAUAAGAUCCAUGUCAGCAACACCUAGGCUCCCAAUAACCAAAAACACACGCCUAACACACUCUUUCCUCAUCUUUUCACACUUUUGACCCCACAUUUUGCCAUAUGAAUUCAUCAAUUAAUGGUCAAGAUCAAUUUUCUUCUAUCUUCGGGAGAAUUCCUAAAUAAAUGCUAGCACUUAUUUAUUUUAUUGUUUAUUUUUAAUUAAGUUCCAUCCCUUUUCCCUCUCCCAUGUCACUUUCAAUCUCCGGCAUCUUGACUUUUCCUUUAUUUUUUGGUCAAUUCUUGACUUUCAAAUCCAUGCGUGAUAGAGCAUAUCCCACCAUUUUCGGGUGUAACCUGAAGGAUAUCACUGAAGAAUCACAUGAAGAUCGAAUCCAUCCAAAAAAGUUUCAACGUUAAAAUUCAAACUGAUCCAUUUGAUUUCUUUUGAAAUCCGAACUUUUAAAUUCCCGCUCAAAGGAACCAAGAACCUCAAUUUUACAUCUAUAAAUACUCCUAAAACUUUCAGCCAAAUAAUCUUUUGAAUCCUGGAAAAUAGCUCGAACACUGCCAAACCGAGUCAACAAGCAACUCUUUUUUUUUCCUGUAAUCUCAGUGUCUAUCUAGUUCGCUAACACCACUUUUCGAUCUUGUUACGUGGAGGGAGUAGAUUCGAAGCCUCACAAGCUCCAGUUCCUGCUCCAUAAAAGUUCAAGAGUACAAACAGAGUGUGCAAAUAUGUUCUCUUAGCACUCAGUCCAGUUAGUCUAGUGCGGCAUAUGUGGAUGGGACGAUCGAACGUGCCACUUGAAGAAAUUGAUCUAGAACAUGUUUAUACUUUUGAGCUUGAGACGGCUAGAGGAUGGAAGGUCCUUAAGAUUGUCCUUGUUGAGGGAGAGGAUCAUGGACUUGGUAUGAUCUUCUAUAGGCCUAUGGUGAUUGCUGCAACAAAUAGUGAGAUGUUCAUGCUUAUGAGUAACAUUACAGCACCUUUUAGGAAGCUCGAUACCGCAUCUAAAACUAUGCACAUGAUUGAGGCUACCAACAAGGCCAAAUGCACCAAUACGAUGAGCAUGAGAAGUCUUGGAAGAAGGAUGGUGGAGAAAAUAAUUACGGAUAAUUCUGAACCACAUUCACCUUCUGAUUUGGACUAUAUUGCCAAUGAUAUUUUUAGAAUCCGAAGCUCCUGUGGAUUUUAUAUCCCAAGGACUAGUACUGGUAGGGUCAAGAUGCCCUUUUCUGGUGAAAAAGUUUUUCUGAAACGUUAUGGCUCGGGGGGCUUGCAAAACGGAAUUAAUAUUUUCUUGUCUUGUGCGAUGUCUAAUAUGUUUAGCAUAUGGGGUGCUUCGUUAAUUUUUAACAAGAUGCCAGGGAAAGUCCCACUACGGUGGAAUAUAGUUGUUGCUUUUACUCCUUAUGUUUGUACUGAAAAGGCUGAAUUAUUGAAAAUAAUUUCCAUGGCUGCAGUAAUUUCUUAAUCACUGGUUUAUCAGG
Molecule: messenger RNA, 1602 nt
Organism: Nicotiana tabacum (common tobacco)
Lineage: Eukaryota; Viridiplantae; Streptophyta; Magnoliopsida; Solanales; Solanaceae
Source: RefSeq, a predicted model, not a curated record